Chara braunii is the source of this 1677-nucleotide messenger RNA. NCBI's taxonomy places the organism in Eukaryota, Viridiplantae, Streptophyta, Charophyceae, Charales, Characeae. The record is from the annotation of a GenBank genome assembly.
UUUUCCCUCCUACCCAACCCUUUGCCUGCAUUCCCUGUUUGGUACAGUGCCACGUAAGCAGUGCCACGUAAGCAACAGUGCCAUGUCAGCAGUGCCACAUCAGAAACAGUGCCACAUCAGCAGUGCCACGUCAGCACGUCAGCAGUACCCCGCCACCAUGACGGUCUCAGUUCUGGGCAUGCCAGGCCAACUGGCCAAUGAGUCCAUUGCCGAGUACCGACAGCGGUUCCAGGCUCAGCUCGCACUGAUCGAGGCUGAGGAACAACGUCAGGCGGCAGCAGCUGAAAAGCAGCGACUUCAGGCCGAAGCAGACGGAGAUACCCAGGCAUGUGGCAAGGAGGCCCAGGAUCUGCUACAGCGGCACGAAGCUGCCAACAUCGAAAAGCUCAAGUUCUGGCAUUUUGAACCAUCCGAGCACCACGAAGACGCGACACCGGAAGAGCAGCACAAGGAGUUUAUUGCCAAACUCGUGACCCGGUUGGUUUACACUUGUAACCACCUGCAGUCUGAGCUGGUGAAUCUCCGACGGGCAGUGUUGAACCACAAGGAUCUGCACGAGGAUGCUACACGGGCACUUGAUUCCCGUGUACAGGACUUGGAGCAAGUUGCACCAAGACAAGAUGCUGGCGACAUGUCACUGCAGUCCAACCGGACAACAUUGUGGAAGACCCGACAGCCACCCAAGCAUCACAUGAGGGAGAUUAGGUGGCCAGCCGCGAAGCAACAACAACUCCUGAGGAAAAGGGAAGGCGAAAACCGCAUCGCCGGCUGGAAAUGGACAGCCAGCACCAUGGGUCAAGUUUCACUUGACCGAGGCCGAAUACAAGUGGCGCGGCCGGUAUGGCUGCUACUAUUGGUGCAGCAGCACCAAGCACAAGACCUCCCUAUGCCCAGAUCAAGGCAAGGAGGAUGUUCGGCCUCGCAUCAACUCGGGAAACUGAGUUGCGCGGGAGGUGAGGCGACUCCACCUCUCACUCUGCCAGAUUCGAUCGCUUUGCUAGCGGCCUCCUACACAUCUGGGGAGGAUGCGAAUGUCGCAAGUCCUCGGUUCACUUACGAGGAUUAUGCUGUCCGCUUGGUCCCACCGUUGGACCAACCACUCCACGUGCAACAAUCCACCGCAUGCACGGUUUCACCACCAUCGACGACCGAUUCGAUAGCUUCGCCGCCAUCUAUCGUCGGGGAUUCGACGUCAUGGUCGAGACUUGAAGAGCUCGACCCGUUGACAUUUGUGGACUUACAAUGGAUGGCCCUUCCCUCGUCCGGUCGAUUGCCGAAACCGCAUUGCAACGUGCUCAUGGCACAAUUGCGGGAUUACUUGCACACUGCAGUACCAACUUCGUUGAUGGACAUCAGAGUAGAGCUUGUCGACCUUCACGACUACGUUGCGAAGAUCGACCGCGAGUUCAAGACACAACGGUACGACGACAUCGACGCGCCAUUGUUAUACAUACGCAUUCAGAUCGGAGAGGCGACCUGCAGCGCUUUGAUCAAUUGCGGAGCUACUCGCAACUACAUGAGCCAAGAUUUUAUGGUACGCGCUGGCCUUGGGCCACGCGUGCGGUGGAAGUCGCAGCCCACGUAAGUCACGUUGGCCGACGGUCACACACACAAGUCAAUCGACCGGUGCAUUGAUGUCGUCCCUGUGUACUUUGCCCCGCAUGCAAGCGAGGCCGU